Molecule: messenger RNA, 4506 nt
Organism: Nerophis ophidion (straightnose pipefish)
Lineage: Eukaryota; Metazoa; Chordata; Actinopteri; Syngnathiformes; Syngnathidae
Gene: nell3
Product: NELL (neural EGFL like) family member 3
Exons: 4
Coding region: 379-3087 (902 amino acids)
Molecular function (GO): protein binding; calcium ion binding
Source: RefSeq, a predicted model, not a curated record
UAAAUGACAGCAGGUGUACAUAUAGCUUUGCUAGAGUAUCUUUAUCGUCGUUAACUUAUCAAGCUAAUUGGCGACACAAGCUUAACCACUCAUUUGAGCUAUUUAGCUUAUUUUUGCGUCGACUUCUUCACGCUAGUUGUUUUAACACGUUAUCUACCUGUAACAACUUCAUUAAAAAAAACACCGUUUUGUUCAUAAAUAUUUUCUUCCAUUUGGCUCACUGCAUCACGGUGCCUGGUAAGCUAAGGGUUAACAUGGCGGCGGUGGAGGAAACCUGACGCUAAUGAAGUUCCUGGAAUGCGGUCAUCACAUCCCGACGUGGAGGACUGAGCUCCAGCCAGCUCAGAGUGGCUCUGGCGUGCACGCAAGGCGGCGGGGAUGCGAGAUUGGAAAGCAGUCUGCCAAAGAACUUUCAUCAAGCAUUUUGUUCCCAGUGGACUUUUUCUUUCAUGUCAUCCUGUCAAGAUGUUGUUGCCAUCAUCGGUGCUGCUUAUCCUGCUGGCGUCAGUGCGCGCUGACAUCUGCGUUGGGACCCACUGCUCCCAGACCGGAGACCCGAGACCGUGCACCGGCGACCACUGCCCCGGCAGCAGGUCGUCUAGACCGGCGCGGCACUUGAGUACCGCAGCGGAAGUCCGUCCCGCAGCAUGCACGGACGAGGACUGCGUGAGACCCCCCGCGUCCUUCAACCACACGCGGGAUUGCAAGGGCUUGGAGUGCAGGCUCCCGCUGCGGAUCAGACCCAGGGUCCGAGCGAGGGCAUGCGUGGGAGAGGGCUGCUUGGACGGGGCUGCUUCCGAGGAGAGCUCGCCGCCUGGAGCCGAGCAGCUCCAUCCGGUGCAUCUGGCCGACAGAGCCGCGCAGUUUCUGGGAGACUUCCCCGAGUUUGGACAUCCGUCGCCGGAAGUCGUUGGCGCGCCUCUGGGGGUCCAGCUCACUUGUGACGUCAAACCAGGUGAAAAUGAGGUCCCUUCAGAGGACGCCCUCAUCCUUCACCUCCAGCUGUCCAAGGGUCAGGAGAAGCUGGUGGAGGCCCUGCGGGCCCAGCAGGUGCUCAUACGCGACCUGCAGCAGAAGCUCGCCGAGCAGCAGGAGGCACUCGUCUCCCAGCAGCACCGUAUCCUGGAGCAGCAGGGGCGCAUGUACGAGCAGAUGGACACAGUGAAGGCGCAGUACGGUCUCCUGGUGGACACCGUCAAGCAGGUGUCCUUCCGGGGCCUGCAGGGGGAGCUGCAGAGCUACUUUGAGAGCCACCUGGCAGGUCUCCAGAGCCAGGCCCGCAGCCACCUGCAGAACGCCGUGCACAAAGCGGACGCCAAGGUGAUGGACGUCCUCGGCGAGGCGCAUAUGCCUCGGCCCCUGAUCGGCUGCCCCUCAGCCUGCGCGACGGAGCACUUCUGCGAUUUUCAGCGAGACCCUCCGCAGUGUGAGAAGUGCACCAUGUGUCCGCCUGGCUUCUUCCUCAUCUCCCAGUGCUCCUCCACUGCAGACACCAUGUGCCAGGACCGAGAUGAGUGUCUGGAGUUACCAAACAUCUGCGGCGAGCGAGUCAAGUGUCUCAACACGCCAGGAGGCUUCCGUUGUUUGGGCGUGUCGUCCAGAGAAGCUGAAAAAGGUUUCUGCGGCCAAGACUACUUUUUCAACCAGGAGCUUCAGGAGUGCCAAGCCUGCUCGGAUUGCGACGGACACGCCGUCGUCCGUUCCUGCACGGCUGUAACCGACUCCGUCUGUGCCGCCCCCUCGGAAAGCCGCCUCUCCCAGUCCUGGAGCGCCAGCGUGUUGCUUCCGUCGGCCAGGAAGUCCAAAGGCCACGUCUUUCCUGGGCUACGACUGAGCCUGCGGAGCAAGGAGCGCAGUGACCUUCUGUCCGGCGAUGGCGGCCAGGUGACGUUCUUGCAGCACGGCCUGCUGUGGCUCGAUUACAACUUCGCCAUCAAGCAUAGCUGCCGCAACUUCCUCCAAGUGGGGUUGAGGUUUAACGCCAGCCAGGAGGAGGAGGGUCAGGACCUGAGCGGCGUGCGUAUUGAGCAGCUUGAAGGGAAGUACUUCCAGGGGGUAAGCGUGAGCACCGGGCUGGAGGUGGAGCCUAACGACACGGUGAGCGUCCUCCUGAGGAGUCCCAAUCAACACUGCAACCAGAGCAAGGAUGUCCACGUCUACGACAUGACCCCGCCCACCUUCAGCCUACUCUGGUUGUCACAUGACACCGGCGCCGUAGCCUUGACUGCAGACUUGUCUCUCAUGGCCCACUACCAAACCAAUUACCGGCCGACCUUCCGCAUAACGUCCGUCUCCGACCCCUACAUGGUCGGCUUGACCCACGACAGCCGAGGCGUGCGCUUCACGGAGCGCGGCGUGGUCAAGUUUGUCCUCCAGCAGGCGCUCUACUCCAUGGGACAAACCUGCGUCCGGGAAGGCUUCUUCUUGAUCGCCUACGCCAGCCGCAACGGCACGGGCCAGGAGGCGGUGCAGGCCUUCAAGACUGGUGUCAACUACCGGGACACGUCCAUCACGCUCUCCGGCGCCAUGGCAGUGGGCGGCGGGGACACGCUCAGCUUCGAGAUCACGUCGCCGUCACAGUGCAACGUCCGCUACUUCGGGGACAGCACCGGCAUCAGCACGCUCAGCCUCGUCUGGAUCCCCUCGUCGGUAUCGUCCACGCUCACCGCCACCGUCGCCAAGGCAGGCCUGCCUCUCGGGGCAGUCCGGAACAAGCCGCUCACGUUCCAGCAGCUCUCGCCAGAUUCCCCUCAUGUGCGUUUGGCCCGCCCUGGCGAGCCCAAGAAGAACUUUGUGUUCCUCCAGCGAGGCACAGCUAACAUCGCCCUGAACCUGAGGCUCAUCCACUCGUGCAACAUCGUUAAACUGACGCUGCAGCAAAGCGGAGGUCUGGGUGGUCCCGUGGCCCAGCAGGUUUCCGGACACAUGCCGGAAGGGAGCGAGUGGUCCAGCGUGGGCUUGAGGGCCUCCUUCCAGGUUGAGAACGGCACCGCCAUCUACGUCACGCUGGACUGCAUCCGCGGACGCGUCAACCAGAUCACGCACGAGGGCGCCACCAACAUUUCCAUCCUGUGGGUUGCUGCGUGAUGCCUUCAAGGACAACCGUUUUUUUUGCACAAUUAAGUGUUUCACAAGUUUACUGUGAAAGUACUGCUUUUAAUACUUUGGUUGAGCAGUGACCAAAUGUGUAUCUUUGAGUACAUCCUUUCAUUUGUGCACAUAGUAAAUAGUCCAUACUGUAUUUGUAUGAUAGCUACCGUGCUUUUUAUCUUUCUAAAUAUAUUUAUUUACAAAGCAAUGCUUUUGUAUUAACCAGCCUGUGCUGUACGUGUAAAGACAAAAAUAAAAUUAUAUUUUUCACAUAGAAACGCAACUGGAUCGGUCGGCCAUUGGUGACGCAUCGCCUAUCAACUGUUUUCCAACUCAAGGUGGAAAAAAAGACGUUGGAAUCAGACAUAUUGGACCAAUUUAAGCAAAAAAAAAAAAUUCAAGCAACAGAGCCUGUAAGACAAGAAGAAGGGCAAAAAGAAUGGUUUAAACAGGGAAAACACUUGCGGGUUUCUGCCGCCUAGUUAGCCCGAUUGAAAACAGCUGGCCCAGAUGUGAGACGUCAGAAGGGGACGGGAUGAAAAAAGGAACAGGAAGCGCAGAAAAAAGCUCAUAUUGGAAACUUUCUUUCUUUUAAUUUCGCAGCUGUUUCACCUCCCAUCAGCGACGACACAGCCAAAGCUAGCUAACAACAUCCAUCACUUGAGGCUGUUUUUGUGUGCUUCCAAAACACCUCAUCAAGUGUUGCUGUUUACUUAGCGCUCAGGUUAACCUGGUAAAUUAUCAAGGUGGCCGACAGGAGAAAGUGAAGGCAGUGACACAACAGAGUCAACCUUUGCGCGUGCGUCACGGCCGUUUUUGCUCCCUUAAUCAAAAGCGAGUGUUCUUGCAAAAACCGAAGCCUCUGGUCCGCAUUUGGACCACCCUUUGAUGACAAAAACCGGAAAAGCCCAAACUGCAAGGAGAUUUAUAGACUGUCCGGUGGAUUUUUCUGCUACUUACUGUACCUAUUUGAACUUAGGCUUUGGAACAAAACCGUUAGGAAAAAAUUGAAAUAACACAAAAAGCAUUUCUUAGUAAAUGUUUAAGUAGGGACGUUAAGUGUAAUAGAGUAUUUUGUUUUGCUUUGUUUUAGUAGGAACUAUAUUUGUGUGCGUAUCAGCUCUGUGGGGGCACUUAGCUAACCCAGCUUACCAAAAUUGUAAAAAGAAUGGUUUUAAUUUUAUUUUUGACAAAAAUGUACAAUUAAUGUUAUAGUACCAUUUUCAAAUGUAACAAAGUAUCUUGGUUUGCUUAUUAUUAGCAUGAACUAUUUGUAUGUGUGCAUUAGCUAGCAUGUCAGCUAAGCGUGUCAGCUCUGUGGGGGCAAGUAGCUAACAUAGCUACAGUCUUUAAAAAUAUAUAUUUUUUUUAAACAAAAAUGCACAACUAAUAUUAAAGUGCAGUUGUCAAUUGGAA